Messenger RNA from Aureobasidium uvarum, 1257 nucleotides. Lineage: Eukaryota; Fungi; Ascomycota; Dothideomycetes; Dothideales; Saccotheciaceae. The record is from the annotation of a GenBank genome assembly.
AUGGCGUCGCGCGUUCAGGAAUUACCCGAUGACUUUGACGACAAGAUCGACCUGAACAAGGCACCCCCAGAGACACAUGGACCCGCACCACCACCAGCUGCUGGUGACAGCGGCCUCUCCUUCGACAAGAUGAUGGAAGCCGCUGCCAAACACUUCCCAGCCAAGAAAGAUGCACCAACAGAAGGUGACCCUUCCCAGCCCGGCGCUGAGAUGCCUCCUGGCAUGGCAACAGCAAGACAGUACACCGCAGAUGAGAUGUGGCAGAUGCUCAACAAGUCCCCACUCUUCAUGACCGAAUUGGACGAGACAGGUGAAGACGGCGGCGAGAACGUGGCUCUGGAAGCCAUCAAAGCCCUCGCCUACGAAGGCACUCGCGCCGAAAAUGCCGCCUCGUUCCGCGAACAAGGAAAUGAAAAUGCCCGCCUCAAGCGCUGGAAGGACGCGCGUGAAUUCUACGACCGCGCACUCGGUGCUCUCAAACUGCCACAGAAGCGUGCAGACGCAGUAGAAGGCGGCGAGGACGUUGAGCAUGACUUGGUAGAACUCGAUCAAGAGGAGGAAGCACGCAAGGAAAAGGAACACGAAGAGGCAUCGCUGGUAAAUCGCGCCCUCUGCAAUCUCGAGUUGAAAAACUAUGGCUCUUGCAACCGCGACUGCGCCGCUGCUCUCAAACUCAAUCCUCUGAACGUAAAAGCAUACUACCGCAGCGGCAUGGCCAAUUUCCAUCUCGACAAAUUGCCCGCAGCAAGCUGGUCUUGCGAUCUAGGCCUCAAGAUCGACCCCACCAACAAAUCGCUCCUCAUCCUCCAAGACAAGAUCGCAAAACGCCGAGCCCAGAUCGAGCGCGCGGAACGUGAACAGCGCGAAAGAGAAGAAAAAGCACGCAGAGAAAAGGAAACCUUGGCUCUGGCAUUGAAGGGCCGCAACAUUGCAACUCGUUCAACAACAACAGCACCACCUCAACUCGAAGACGCAGCCUCUUUCGCCGAAGACGAAUCAGUGGGCCAACAUCUCGAGUACAUCUUCCCCUUACCGUGGGACGAAGACGAACAAUACCUACCCGAGAACGUAGAAUGCUAUAUCGAGACCAAGACUGGAGGGUUGGUAAAAGCAGGAAAGAAGAUGGCUCUGCUCAGAAUCUUGAACACUGGCAAAGUGGAGAUUGUGGACUCUUUGCUGAGGAUCAAUGUGGUGCCAAAGAACAGAGCGCAGGAAUGGGUGGACAAUUUCAAGAAGAUCAAGGCUGCUGCUAAGUAG